AUGGCGUCAGGGAAGUUGUCGCUGGCCCCAAGUGCGGUGCCCUUUCUUGCAGUAGGUCUCCUUCUACUGGGACUCGUAUUUAAGUGUGAUUCUUCAGAAAUAGAUGGCUCUCGGAGACUAGACUGCCCAGCUGAGCAGGUGAGACAGAAUGGGAACCAAAGUUUUAGCAAAGUGUACCCGGUUCUCGACAAACACCAAGCAGCCGGACUCCUUCUCCUUGGAUUUGGCGGUCUGUCAGUCUUGUUGGCCCUCCUCUAUGUGGCCAUCAGGAAGCACGUUUUCCACGACGCCAACAACCUAGACACGACCUUUGACGCGGGAGGCAAGGUGUCCACCAGUCUAACGGCCGUCACCGUGGCGUCCCAGUUAUUGUGGCCUGGAGAUCUGCUUCAAUGUGCUACAGUGGCCAUAAAGAACGGGAUUGCAGGCAGCUUCUGGUACACAAGCUGUGCUGUUGUAAACAUGAUUCUCUUUCCGGUUCUGUCUGUACAGUUCAAGACACGAGCUCCUGGAGCCAAAACCUUUCUUCAGGUGAUUCACGCCCGGUUCGGCAACAGUGCUCACAUCGUGUUUUGCUUCUUUGCUCUGCUAAUGAACCUGAUGGUCACGGUCUGCUUGCUGACCGCAUCCACGGCCUUGCUCCAGGGACUGGUCAAGGACGCUAGCGGCGAGUACUGUGUGAUCAUCAUGGCCACUUUGUUUGGGAGCUACUCCUUUAUUGGCGGUCUGGGCUCCACGUUCUACGUCUCCUACUUCAACACCGCCAUCAUCUUUAUUUGCGUCCUCUGUUUCAUCGCCAACAUCUUCUACAGUGGUGACAACGCCGGCACUUUCAAUGCUAUAGAUUUCAUAUAUGAUAAAGUUCAUUGUCUCACUGGGCCCGAGAAGAACGAGGAGAGAAGCUACAUUACGUUCUGGUCUGAAGGCGCCAUUAUUUGGGCUGUGCAAGGCUUCUUCGCAACUGCUUCCAUCACUUUCUGCGACCAAGCUUCCUGGCAGAGUCGUAUCGCUGCCAAACCCGUCCAGGGAGUUCUGGGGUUCUUUGCGGCCACGUACAUCUGGUUUGCAAUCCCGUCAACAAUUGGGACCACGCUGGGCUUGGCUUACCUGGCGCAGACUUCUGACCCAAACACAACUUUUGCUCUGGACGCCAACGACAUAGAUCAUGGCAUGGUGACAGUAUUCAUGGCGCAGUCGCAGAUGGGACUGACCGGAAGUUACCUCGUUCUGACUAUGCUCAUCAUGGCUGUCAUGUCAUCGGGGUCAGGCGAGGUCAUGGCCAUUUCAUCCAUCAUUGUGUACGACAUCUAUCAGACGCACGUGAGGCCAUUCAGGCAUCGUCGCGGAGUGGGUCAUUGUGUCUUGUGUGGAGAGGUCAAACCUAGAGAAGUAGCAUCGGACAGCUCAGAAAAGUACAAGAGUGAUGGGGCAUCUGUCAAGUGCUGUCAGUGUCCGCUGGUAUCCGAGUGCUCGCACUGUACAGAGGAUCUGAGGCGGGUUAUUGACCGGAAGCUCCCUCUUUGUCCAAAUCCCUACAGGUGUCCGUACCAUGGAGACUACAGAUCUUACCUGGACUCGCUGGUCAACUUCAAGUCCUGGUGCAUCUUGUGGGUGACCCUUAGUUUGCUACCUGUCGGGAUGGUGACCCUUGCAUCGGGUGUUGACCUCAACUACGUUAUGGUGUGUGGGUUCAUUCUGACCACUCCCAGCUUCCCGCCAGCCUUGAUGACAAUCAUCUGGAGCAAAACGUCUGCCUCUGGUGUCAUUAUUG
This is a messenger RNA of Candidula unifasciata, 1771 nucleotides long. The record is from the annotation of a GenBank genome assembly. NCBI's taxonomy places the organism in Eukaryota, Metazoa, Mollusca, Gastropoda, Stylommatophora, Geomitridae.